CGGCCAUCUUGGGGGCUGGAGGCGGUGCCGCUGGACUGAGCGGAAGUUCCCGUGUAGCUUCCCGGACCCCGAGUGGAGUGCUGGCGGCCGUCCUGUCCGCCGUCCUCCUUCCGCAGCCGUGAGGGAGACCGCAGCUUGGCCGCAGCGGAGCUGCGAGUUACAGAAUGUCUGAAGGAGACAGUGUUGGAGACUCUGUCCAUGGGAAGCCAUCAGUGGUGUACAGAUUUUUCACACGGCUUGGACAGAUUUAUCAGUCCUGGCUGGACAAAUCCACCCCUUACACAGCUGUGCGGUGGGUCGUGACACUGGGCCUGAGUUUUGUCUACAUGAUUAGAGUUUACUUGUUACAGGGUUGGUACAUCGUGACCUACGCCCUGGGAAUCUACCACCUAAACCUUUUCAUAGCGUUCCUUUCUCCCAAAGUGGAUCCUUCCUUGAUGGAAGACUCAGAUGAUGGCCCUUCAUUACCAACCAAACAGAAUGAGGAAUUUCGUCCCUUCAUUCGAAGGCUUCCAGAGUUCAAAUUUUGGCACGCGGCUACCAAGGGUAUCCUUGUGGCUAUGGUCUGUACCUUCUUUGAGGCUUUUAACGUCCCAGUGUUCUGGCCAAUCCUGGUGAUGUACUUCAUCAUGCUUUUCUGUAUCACAAUGAAGAGGCAAAUAAAGCACAUGAUUAAAUACCGGUACAUACCAUUCACACAUGGAAAGAGGAGAUACAAGGGGAAGGAGGACGUGGGCAAGACAUUUGCUAGUUAGAAGCUGGACUGAAUCUCACACGCAUUCAAGAACGGUUUUGAGCCAUUGUAACAAUGCCUUUUUCUUCACAUAAAGUAGUUGAUUAUGAGGGAGUCUAAUUUUCUUUUUAAAAGGAGCCUCAAUGAUUUGUAUCUGAACUAUCAGGUUCUUGAAGAAACUGGCAUUUAAACCAAAUUGCAUUGAUUUCUUUUUCAGUGGUGUUCAUGUGUUCAAAUGGACAGACUUGUAGUAAACUGCAGGCUUGGGAGGCCAGGUUGGGUGGCAGCCUAAGGGAGAGCGAGAACUGGAAUGAAACUGGAGGAGUCCCCCUCCCCCCGAGCUGCCUUCCUGACCACGCUGAGGCCACUCCUCUGUGCCAGAGGGACAUGCCAGCCCGAUUCCUAUGUGUGAAGGAUGUAACACUUUUAAGGGUGAUCUUAUGUAACUGGGUUCUCAUGCCAGUUUCUGAAUCUCAUCUCAGUAGAGAUGAUUCGAAUUGGCCUUUAUUGUAAUGACUCAAGACUUUGUUCUUAACUACCAUGAUUGCUUUGAGGGCCUGGAAUUAUAAAUAUAUAUUAUAUUUUAAUUGUUUGAGACUAUUUUGACACAUUCCUUUGAUAUAUAAAGUUUGUUUUGCUUUUAAUUAAUUUCAAUUUGUUCUCAUGCAACCCCUUUGAGGAAACAACUGGCCAGAACACACCAGGUUUGAGGGUUUGGCACACGGCUUUUCACUUUCUAUGGGGAAAAAAUGGAACCUGCCGCAUGUCAACUUUUUGAUGUGAUAAAAACAAUAGAACAUUUUACUGACUUUUUAAUUCUAAAUUUAUUAAAGAAAGUCUCCCCUUG
Messenger RNA from Jaculus jaculus (lesser Egyptian jerboa), 1580 nucleotides. It is a transcript of the gene Rer1, whose product is annotated as retention in endoplasmic reticulum sorting receptor 1. Bases 165 to 755 code for a protein of 196 amino acids. The transcript is spliced from 7 exons. The record is from RefSeq and is a predicted model, not a curated record. Gene Ontology annotation, cellular component: Golgi membrane. Lineage: Eukaryota; Metazoa; Chordata; Mammalia; Rodentia; Dipodidae. Gene Ontology annotation, biological process: retrograde vesicle-mediated transport, Golgi to endoplasmic reticulum; protein retention in ER lumen.